Molecule: messenger RNA, 3556 nt
Organism: Amphiprion ocellaris (clown anemonefish)
Lineage: Eukaryota; Metazoa; Chordata; Actinopteri; Pomacentridae
Gene: primpol
Product: primase and polymerase (DNA-directed)
Exons: 14
Coding region: 407-2023 (538 amino acids)
Biological process (GO): mitochondrial DNA replication; error-prone translesion synthesis; response to UV
Cellular component (GO): nucleus; mitochondrial matrix
Molecular function (GO): chromatin binding; DNA-directed DNA polymerase activity
Source: RefSeq, a predicted model, not a curated record
CAGUAUUUUUUCUCAUUUGGCCAUAUUACAUUGCACAUGUGAACAUUUCGUGGUAAAAUUACAAACUUUGGGGAGAAUUAAAAUAGGUAAAGUUUUUCCGCUAUAACUUCCUUUAGAGACCGGAAGCAACGUUGCUUCCGUGUCCAGACCCGCGAAAAAAGAAAACAAGCCGGAGAGCGUUUUUCAUUUCGUUUUUUGCGAGUGACAAGAGACUGACUGGCCCAACACAGCGGUAAUGUAGCACACCGAACUGUUGUACCACCAAACCCAAGCUAUACUGCAGGUUUUUGUCGGUGGGAGGACAAUUGGAGAACCGAAGAUCAUGCAUCCACUCGGCUGAAGUGUCCGAGCAAAUCACCGUGAGUGCAAUAAAGGUUGCAUUGAAGUGUCUGAUAAGCAUUUGAGGAUGAGCAAGUGGGGGGACCGACUGAAGAAGGUUGAGCAGCUUGCUCAGUCCUUCCAGCUGAAUCCUCUGACGACACGUUACAAACCUCGACUGUGGCCGUGUCAGCCGUCCUCCAUCUGGAAGCUCUUCCCUCGACAGAGUCUGGCUAUCAGCUUCGCUCAGAGCUGCAAAGAGGAUGUGCAUGUUUUUGCACUUGAGAAAGAAAAGACGCCCCUGGGUCAAAGGAUCUACCUGGUCACCAGUUACAGUGAGCUGUGGCAUUAUUACAGGACUUACACUCAGUCCUUGAUGCACUGCUAUGAGGUGAUACCAGAGGGUGCUGUCUGUAAGCUUUACUUUGACCUGGAGUUCCACAAGCCUUCAAACAAAGGAUCUGAUGGGAAAAACAUGGUGUCUUGGUUUAUCCAGUAUGUGUGCGACAAGUUAAUGGAAGUUUAUGGGAUUGAAUGCUCUGCGAAAAAUGUCCUCAAUCUUGACUCCAGCACAGACGAUAAAUUCAGUCGACAUCUUAUCUUCAGUCUCCAAAAUGCAGCUUUUAAAGACAACAUACAUGUCGGAAGGUUCAUCCAUGCAAUUCUUCAGCCUGUCCUGAACAAAGCCAAAAGUGGAAGGUGCAUGGAUAAUGGGAUUAAUCCAGUGGCAGAACACAAUGAAAUCGGAGGAGCACUUGCUGUAACUGAGGGGAAACCAGGAGAAGCAGGACGGAUGACUGGGAGUCCACAGACAAAGAGGCGUAGGCAGGAAGAGAGAGACCUCAGCUUCCUCCAGGUGAAAAACAAGGAUGGCAAAGACGGUCUCUUUGUUGAUCUCGGUGUCUACACCAAGAACAGAAAUUUCCGACUUUACAAAUCAUCAAAAGUGGGGAAGAACGCUGCGUUCACCGUGGCAGAAGACAACAAGUUUACCGCCAAACCUCAGAAGGGAAUUUCGGCAGAGGAAGGAGUCUUCUUGGCAUCCUUAGUGUGUAAUGUGAGUUUCACAGGUCAGAGAAUUCUUACGUGGGAUGUCUCAGAAACAAAUGAAACCAAAACCUCGAUACCUCAUUGCCAGCAGGGAUCAGCUUCAAAUCCAGAUGCGCUGUCUGGCUGUGUGUCAUCCCCUCACCAAGAAGUGGACACCUUUGUAUUAACGGUGGUCAGAAAGGAUGGCAUACAAGGAAGCUUAAGACGAUGGAACUACUUUGCUGCAGAACAGCUUCUCGUCUAUGACAUCACCAAAUACCGCUGGUGUGAAAAUGUCGGCAGAUUUCAUAAAAGCAACAACAUCAUGAUUGUUGUGGAUUUAAAAGAAGAAGUGUGGUACCAGAAGUGCCACGAUCCCGACUGCAGGAACUUCAGGUCCUCAAGUUACCCUCUGCCACAAGAGAUCUGUGUGAGCUACAUCAUGACACUGGAUGAGGAAGACCAGGCGUAUUUAAUGGACGACGCUGGCAACAUUGAACCCAGCCAGAUCCCAAACCAGGCCCACCGGAGCACAGUGGAAGAGACUCCUGAUGUGUGGGGAGAUAAAUGGGAUGACCAGGACUACUUAAAGAGCCUCGAUGACUUCGAACAGAACAGCGGCGAGAUCUCGGACCAGCAGCUGCUCACGUGUAUGGCAGAUUUUGAUUCCCAGUAGAGACGAAGAAUAAACACGAGAUAAACUACCUUAUCAAACAUGCGGUUGAGGAGACGUGGGACGACAGGGAAAACUGUUGGCUGCAGCGUUUUCAGAUCAUCCAUCAAGAGUCUAAUGUCCCCUUGAAAGUAGCCGAUUCGAGCCCCGUGGAUGAGGAUGACACCCUGUGGAGGUAAAAGAGGCGAGGUGGUUCAUUCCAACUUGUUUAAAUUUUUUUUAAAAGUGACUUUUAGACCAAGGGGAGGCACUAAAGCACACUACACAUCCAUUGUUUGUUAUUUAAACCCCCUGAUAUAUUCACCACACAGCUCGUCAUUCCUUUAACAGCUAAAUCGAGUCAUCGAACACAUUCAAAUGUUAUUUGACACUUUACUUUGAAGAAUAUAAACACUGAUUAUUUUUGUGUUAGACUAUGCGAUGACAUUUUUUAACAACUAAAUACACCAUGCUUCUUGAAUACAUCUGUGGUUCAUCUAAACAAAAUGGCUUGAAGUAGGGAAAUGUUUCAUGAAGUAAUUACCAAAUAAGACUAAGAAUCAGACUGUGAAUUAAACUUGAAAUCUAUUACAGGCUUUUGAUACUAUCAGCACAUAAAUAUUCAAAUUGGGUUCAACAGAUAGCUGCUCGUAAGUCUGUGGAGGUUAAGUUUGAAGGAAAUUGCAGUUAAAAUGUUUCAUUAAACACUCAUGAAGUACUGGUGCUAUAAAAACCUUGAAUUUUUUUCUAACCCUUUUUCCUGCAUUGAAAGGACAGGACAGACUUUAAACAUUAAUGGUCAAAGAAAGCCAUAAGAAACACAGCACUACUUUUGUCACAACAAUUCUACUAGCAGUUCUUCUUUACUGUCUGUUAAUUAUAAACUUUUUUUUAUUCACUAAAAGAAAAGAAAAGCUUCUGUAGGUAAGUAAGUCCACAACAUACCUGCACAACCCUCUCAAACAUGUGAGCUAGGGGGAGAUAGGAUACAUGAAUGUCAUGGAGGGUCAGCAUGCAGUGUACCUGCGGAGGACACACAGAAAACAAAACACAUGCACGUAUGCAGGUCAAGCAUGGCGUACUGUACCUCCACCACCCUCUCAAACAUAUGGGCCAAAGGGAGGAAGGAGAUGAGCACAUCUUUAGUGCUGGGCUUCAGUGUGCCCUGGACAGCAUCACACAGGGAGGAUCAGAGGAGGGAGCAGGACAGAGGAACAGAGAGGCAAGGACAGGACAUAUGAAGGGGACCACCAGAGUCAGAUACGGACUUUAGAUUUCAGGCAAGAUCACUUAUAUGAUUGAAAGGAGAUGUGACUGGUUUCAGAAGAUGGGCUGGAACAACUAAAGAUGAGGAUAAAUAGAGUUUCCUGUGUUUUUUUUUUAAAUACACUUUCACAUAUUUAACCCUUAGAUGCACGAGUGAUUGGACCCGACUCUCUUCCAUAAGUGGGUCAAAAAUGACCCAUAUAAGAAUCAAUGUGUUUUUAUGCCAUUUUUGUCAUUUUGGUUAAGAAUAAUCAUUUGUAUCAUUUGUUUUUAAUUCUAUUUUGGUACACA